Messenger RNA from Onychostoma macrolepis, 3167 nucleotides. It is a transcript of the gene septin8b, whose product is annotated as septin 8b. Gene Ontology annotation, cellular component: microtubule cytoskeleton; cell division site; septin ring. Gene Ontology annotation, biological process: cytoskeleton-dependent cytokinesis. The transcript has 9 exons. Gene Ontology annotation, molecular function: GTP binding; GTPase activity; molecular adaptor activity. NCBI's taxonomy places the organism in Eukaryota, Metazoa, Chordata, Actinopteri, Cypriniformes, Cyprinidae. The coding region runs from base 828 to 2060 and encodes 410 amino acids. The record is from RefSeq and is a predicted model, not a curated record.
UUUAGGCGACUGCGCAUUAUUAUUCUAAAUAUGGCAUGCAUAUUCUUGAUAAAGUUGCAAUGUGUGCAGCGAGAUGUAUGAAGACUGGAUUAGUUGACCGACAUGAUUCAAACUUUUGCAUAAUUCAUAAUUUGCCUGUAUUUAUGUGCUAAUACGCGCUGUUAGUUUGUUGGUUGCAAUGGAAAAAGGUUUAGUGUACUUGAGUUUAAUUCAAUCAACACAAAACCGUGUUUAAGUUAAGCAUUAUAUUUAGUUCUGCUGUAAAUCACUGUUUGUAAUAAUGCAUGCCAUGAAACUAUUUCAAGAUGCAUAUGCUUGUAAUUUAUAUUUAUAGUUUAACAUUGGGGUCUUUCUCUGGUUAAAUCCACUGUCAAAGUCAUUUCAAGCUGAUUAGUUCUUGUAAGCAGAUCAGCUUUGGUUCUUCUGCUUGCUGCUUCAGUCAACAUGCAUUCCAAGUCUGUAACGUUUUUACAUUUGUACAAGAGUAUCAUCCUAAUUCUGUUCAUUUAUGAUUUUAAAAUGCCUUUUAACUUGUUCCAUUUGUAAACCCGGCACUUAAAGGAUGUUUCUUAGGGCAAAAGCAGUGGAAGCCAUCAGUUACUGAGAAACACAGGCUGCAUAAAGAGUCCUUUGUGCCCCAGUGUGUGUGUUAAGAAUACUGGGGCAGUGGAACAGAUGAAGGCUGUGUGAAACACUUCCUUGUGUUUGUACAGAGUGAGGAGCUCUGAAUACCUCAGCAUGCUGCUUUUCUCUGUGAUCGAGACUCAAACCCGGGUUCAUGCAUACCAAUAUGCUAAGUUACUAACAAAGUGACAUGGAGUGAGGAGAUGAGGACUCUCUCUCUCAGCGGUCAUGUGGGUUUUGACAGUCUUCCUGAUCAGCUGGUCAGCAAAUCAGUGAGCCAAGGAUUCAGCUUCAACAUUCUCUGCGUAGGUGAAACUGGCAUAGGCAAAUCUACAUUAAUGAACACGCUAUUUAACACAACGUUUGAGAAUGAAGAGACCAGCCACUUCCAGAACGGGGUGCAUUUACGCCCCAGAACAUACAGCCUGCAGGAAAGCAAUGUGGAUUUGCAGCUAACCAUUGUAGACACUGUGGGAUUCGGCGACCAGGUUAAUAAAGAAGAAAGUUAUAAACCUAUUGUGGACUACAUUGAUGCUCAGUUUGAAAACUUCCUUGAAGAAGAACUUAAAAUCAAACGUUCCCUUUAUAACUAUCACGAUUCACGCAUCCACAUCUGCCUCUAUUUUAUUGCUCCCACCGGUCACUCACUGAAAUCUCUGGACUUAGUUACCAUGAAGAAGCUGGACAGCAAGGUCAACAUUAUUCCCAUCAUAGCGAAGGCAGACACUAUAUCCAAGAGCGAGCUUCAAAAAUUUAAGAUCAAGAUCAUGAGUGAACUGGUCAGCAACGGUGUUCAGAUCUACCAGUUCCCAACAGACGAUGAAGCCGUGGCUGAAAUAAACUCUUCUAUGAAUGCACAUCUCCCUUUUGCUGUGAUCGGAAGCAGUGAAGAAGUUCAAAUUGGGAACAAAAUGGUGCGGGCCAGACAGUACCCGUGGGGCGUGGUGCAGGUGGAGAACGAGAGUCACUGUGACUUUGUAAAGCUGAGAGAGAUGCUAAUUCGUGUCAACAUGAUGGACCUGAGGGAACAGACCCACGCCAGACACUAUGAGCUGUACCGCCGCUGCAAACUGGAGGAGAUGGGCUUCAAAGACACCAACCCUGACAGCGAACCCUUCAGUCUGCAGGAGACAUAUGUGGCCAAGAGAAGAGAAUUCAUUGGUGAGUUACAACUCAAGGAGGAGCAGAUGAGACAAAUGUUUGUCAACAAAGUGAAGGAGACAGAAGCUGAACUAAAAGAGAAGGAGAGAGAGCUGCAUGACAGAUUUGAGAUGCUGAAACGUACACAUCAGGAGGAGAAGAGGAACCUGGAGGAGAAGCGUAGAGAUUUAGAGGAGGAAAUGAACACCUUCAACAGGAGGAAAGUGGCUGCUGAAACCCUACAGUCUCUUCAAGGCUCCUCUGCCCUCAAAAAAGACAAAGAGAAGAAAACGUAAGCCUUCUCCUCCUCUUUUUCCCCCAUUUCAACCUCUGAGACUAUCUGUUCCCAUCUCUGGUAGUCACCGUCUGUGAAUGAGACUGAUCUGUGUCUGCAUUCACAAGCGUCUGAGGUCUUUUUGUUUGUCUGAGUUGGCUGACCGUCUUUGCUUCUUCUGGGCUCUGAAGCCAGGGCAGAGGAUGCUGUAAUAUUAGAGCACGCUAGACAGGAUCUGGGCAUGUUUAAGGAGAAAGAGAUAGAUGAUGACACUAGUUGCCUGGUACUGCCAGCUGCCGGAUCAGCAUGCAUUUACGCCCCCCGAUUGAGUGUGUUUGCCAUUUUUUUCACUCACUUUGAAUAAAAUGAGGUUUUGAUUGCUUGAAAUAUGUGUUAGUGCUCUCGGUUGGUAACAUUGUUUUUAUAAUCUAGCUGAUUUUAUUUCUAUUAAACAUUUCUUUUCAGUUAACUGGCGUCCCAAGGAAGCAUCGGCAUCAGUAACUGCUCAGUAAUUUUACAGCUUGUCAUGCUUUCAGGUGAUGGUUAAAUGUAAAACGAGUACAAUUCAGACUGUGAUGAUUCACUGAUGUGUACUUGAUUCUUCUGGAUUUACAUUUUUAUUAAAGGGAUAGGGGUUCACCCAAAAAAAUACAUUAUGUCAUAAUUUAUUCACCCUCAUGUUGUUCCAAACUCGUUUGAUAUUCUUUCUUUUGUUCUUAACAUAACAUAUUUUGGUUUUAAUGAUAAGCAAAAUCAUUUUUUGUGUUACACUGAAGAAAAUAAAAAAAGUGGGUGAGUAACUUUUCAUUUUUGUGUGAACUGUGUAAGUAAACAUGAAAGUUCUGUUUAAUAUUGUAUUGGUUUGAUUAAAACCAAUUAACUUUGUCAUUGUAUUAUAUUAAUAAAGAACUUUUAACAUAUAAAUUUGAUUUUUAUACAUGAAUAUAUUUUCCUCUAAGCAGUUUUACCAGAUUGAAAAGACUGUACAAAAUGAAUUGUUUUAUAUUAACCAGAAUAAUUAUGAUAUUUUUACAUGUUAAAUAUCUCUGCUGAUGUUAUGGCUUACCUCUGCUAUACAAAUGCAAAAUGUAAAUUUUUUCAAUUUAAAAUAAAAAGUGCUUUUACAGUU